Molecule: messenger RNA, 2180 nt
Organism: Chaetomium fimeti
Lineage: Eukaryota; Fungi; Ascomycota; Sordariomycetes; Sordariales; Chaetomiaceae
Product: FAD dependent oxidoreductase
Exons: 3
Coding region: 329-1786 (485 amino acids)
Cellular component (GO): cytoplasm
Molecular function (GO): oxidoreductase activity
Source: RefSeq, a predicted model, not a curated record
AUGGGCGAAUCAUGAAUGAAAUAUAAAGCCAGCAAAUCGUUAAAUACUACAUGCCUUUACAAGCGGGGACCUGGCUAUACGGAUUUGCGAAUGAUCUCGUGCGUCCGUACCUUGUUAAAUGACCCACGAUGUGUAGUGUGUAAGUGGCAGUGUACGGACCCCCACGGCCUCUUCGUUCCACCAACCACUGCCCAUCGGGCGUCGUUCCCCGCUCCCAACACGCCGACGAACCCUCAACAUCCAAAGACUGUUUUGUAACGCCUCUUGCCAACCUACCUUUUAUCGACUGAAUAAUUACGAUAUCGACUCCUGGUGGUUGACCUUCACAAUGGAUGAACGCGCCAGAAUCCCCGUCUCCCUCCCAUGCGCCAACCCGACAGUCAGCUACUGGCAAGACCCGCCCGAUGAACUCGCCGACCACCGCAGCACGGCCGAACUCCCUGAUACCGCCGACACGGUAAUCAUUGGUAGCGGUAUUACCGGGGCUGCCGUGGCAUGGGGUUUGUUGCAGGGCCCGAACCCGGGUAGCAUCCUGAUGCUCGAGGCCCGACAAGCCUGCUCAGGCGCCACGGGGCGGAACGGCGGGCACACCAAAGCAGCCAGCUACCGCACCUUCGCCCACCACACCCAAUCCCACAGCCGCGCCAUCGCCAAACAGAUCGCGCGCCUCGAGCUGCGCAACAUCCGCGCCGUGCACGCCUUCGCCCGCGCCCACGCCGUCCCGUGCGACCUGCACCCCUGUGACACGCUGGACGUGGUGUACGACCCGGCCGAGUGGGCGGCUGCGCGGGAGGGGGUGGCGGCGUUGAGGGCGGCUUUUCCUCCUUUCCCUUCUGAUAGGCGGUACACGCUGUACUCGCGCGAGGAGGUCCUGCGCCGGUUUCCCGUGCAUGAUGGGGUGUUUGAGGGGCGGGAGGAGCGCGUGCAGGGCGGGGUCGGGUACUUCGCUGGCUCGCUUUCGGCGUACAAGUUCGGGAUCGGGGUCCUGAGGGCGUGUGUCGAGAGGGGACUGAAUCUGCAGACGGGCACGGCGGUGACGGGGCUUGUUGCUGUUUCUCCUGCUGCUGCGGCUGCUGCUGGGAAAGAGAGAUGGGAAGUGAGCACGGAGAGGGGGGUGGUUAGGGCCGGGCGGGUGGUGCUCGCCACCAACGGGUAUACGGCCGGCGUGUGGCGGCAGUUCCAAGGCGCGGUUGUCCCGCUCCGCGGACAGGUCACAGCACAGAGGCCCGGGCAGGGAAUGCCGGCCGGUGGGUGUUUGGAUAGGACGUACAGUUUUAUUUAUGGGAGAGGCUAUGAAUACAUGGUCUCGCAACCGGAGGGAUCGAGGUUCGCGGGGGACAUUGUCAUGGGAGGCGGUCUGGCGAGGGCACAGGAGGAAGGGUUGAUGGAAUACGGGACGACGGAUGAUGGCGCGAUGAACGGGGAAAUCAGUCAGUAUCUGAGAGAAACGACGGAGCGGUAUUUUGGACCUGACUGGGGGGAAGAUGACCCGGACGGACGGGUGAGGAGCGAGUGGACUGGUAUCAUGGGAUUCAGCCCGGAUGGGUUCCCGUUUGUGGGGGAAGUGCCUGGGGAGAGCGGGCUGUGGACCAGCUGCGGCUUUCAGGGGCACGGCAUGGUUUUGUGCUGGGAGUGCGCCAGAGCCCUGGUAGAGAUGAUGGAGGGCCGGGAUGGUGAGGAGCUGAGGGAGUGGUUCCCUGACGUCUUUCGAAUUACCCAAGAGAGGAUGGCCCAGAGGUUUCGGGGGCGCUUGGACGCGAUUCCGAAGGAUGGGGAGAGUAACUAAAGGUUCGGAAAACAGAUCGUCGGGAAAAAAAGAUCAUCACAUUCUUGUUGUUCUCUACGGACACGUACGAAGUACGCCCAUACCUUGACCUGGACAAACCGUACCGCGUGUUUGAACUGACAAAGGGACUCUCACUGCUCUUGAGUGAAUGCUUCCCGAUCCGCUGAUCCGGGAAAAUCAAACGGGGGUGCCCGGACCCCAGAGGCCAAAUGCCGCCUCGACGGCUGGCUGGUUCACGACACGGUCACCAUUGCAACAACGAAGCAGGCAGGAAACUGUCUUGACUGGACGUCAGCUUCCCGUCAAUGCCCGCCAGUCCCCAUCGAGCCAGUGGUGGGGUUGCCUUCGGCGGGUUGAGCGCUGCCGGGUUUCGCUCUGCCGUGCUGAAUAUGGG